AAAACCUUGCAUUCCAACACAGAGACGUUGCUGACAGAAGGUGUCGGGCUGAAGGUCGUGGCUGUUCCCAGCAAGGAUUUUCCCAAUCCAGGCCUCAGAACUUCACUGUGAGUUUCCUAAAUUGCUGUAAAGAGUGGGCAGAAUUUGUGGCGAUACUGAACUAGAUACCCUGUUGAUAAAACGCCCAGGCUGAGAGAGUAAACCAGCCAUGCAGCAAUAGUCCAGCCUUCGCCAACCUGGCACCCUCUGGAUGUUUUGAACUACAACACUCACCAGCCAAGGGAUCUGAUGGAGUUUAUAAAGGUUCCUCGUUGUCUGCUUCGGUGUUAUUAAACAAUCAGACCUGUUGCCAUGGAGAUAGAAGAGCUGGAAGAGGUGGAAAGACACAGUGGGAAAUCAGCCCAUGGCCUCAGGAAGGAUGGUUCUCCACAGGCAAUUUCAUGCCUGGACUUGAUCUGUGAUGAUGAGUCUGAGGCUUCUGACCAUGUGACUGAGAAGGAACCACAAACGCAUUAUAUUCCUAUUCGAAGAAAUUCCAGGUACUAUCGCUCCAUCAGACUUCGGAACAGAGGGAAAGGAAGGAGUAGCAAAGUUCAAACUGAACAUGUUGAAGGCUCACUAAAAAAUGGUAAUACCAGAAAUGAGAUUCUGAACAAAGAAGAAUUGUUACGCAUAUUCCACAAGGGUUUGUCUCUACAUGUAAAACCAGAUAUGACAGCCGCAGAAGAGCAAUGGUUGCAAAGGCUGCUCCCUUCCUACCCCGGUUACCGUGGCAACCGUCCGCACUCCCCCAGCCCCGCGCCUGCUGCGGAAUCGCUCCGCGGCAGUAGCAGCAGCAGCCGCUCGCUGCAAGACUCGCUGCUACGGUCGCUGCUACCGUCGUCGUCGUCGCCACCUCGCAUGGAGCUCUUGGCUGCCGCGCUCAGCGCCGCCUGCGCCCUAGACCACGAAGGCUCCGCGGAGAGCGUGACCGGAGCUCGCCCGGAUGGCAGUGAAUCCCCUUCCAUGGCUGGACCAGUUUCUAUUCUGGAAGAAAGCCCUGUGCAGCCUGACUGCUCUGCAGCUUUCCCUGAGGCACUGCAAAUGAUUCAUCCCAUGACAGCUGACUCCUGGAAAAAUUUCAUUGAGCAAAUAGGGCUCUUGUAUCAAGAAUAUCGGGAUAAAUCUACGCGUCAUGAGAUUGAAACCAGGCGGCUUCAGGAUUCACAGACAGAUACUGAAGAAUGCUCAGUUACUGAAGAGACAUCAUCAGAAAUAGAACCUACAAAUUCUGGAGAAAGCAAAGCUGUUCCCCAGAUAAACUUGCUCAGGAAUUCCACUUCCAGGUUUAAUUUGUGGCAAGAUCUUCCAGAAGUCAGAAGCAGUGGUGUUCUGAAUAUUCUCCAGCCAGAUGAGAUCAAACUUCAAGAGGCCACGUUUGAAUUGGUCACUUCAGAAGCUUCGUACUACAAGAGCCUGAACCUUCUGAUAAAUCAUUUCAUGGAAAAUGAGCGAUUGAAAAAGAUUCUACAUCCUUCAGAAGCUCAUAUCCUCUUCUCCAAUGUCCUAGAUGUCAUGGCUGUCAGUGAGCGUUUCCUCUUGGACCUUGAGAAGCGGGUAGAAGAGAACAUUGUGAUCUCAGAUGUUUGCGACAUUGUCUAUCAGCAUACUAUUAAUCAUUUCUCAGUGUAUGUAACCUAUGUCUCCAACCAAACCUACCAGGAGAGAGCUUACAAGCAACUUCUCCAGGACAAGCCAGCUUUCCGGGAGGUGAUUUCACAAUUGGAACUGGAUCCGAAAUGCAAAGGUCUGCCUUUCUCGUCAUUCUUGAUUUUGCCUUUUCAAAGGAUCACUAGGCUGAAGCUGCUGGUACAGAAUAUCCUUAAGAAAGUGGAAGAAAAGUCUGAACGUGAAAUCACUGCUCUUGAAGCUCACAAGGAACUGGAAACAGUGGUGAAGGCAUGCAAUGAAGGUGUUAGAAAGAUGAGCCGUACAGAACAGAUGAUCAGCAUCCAGAAGAAGUUAGAAUUUAAGAUCAAGUCUGUACCCAUCAUCUCUCACUCUCGUUGGCUGCUAAAGCAGGGAGAACUCCAGCAAAUGAAUGGCCCCAAAACAUCACGUACCUUGCGUACAAAGAAGCUCUUCAGAGAAAUCUAUUUGUUCCUCUUCAAUGAUUUGCUAGUGCUCUGCAGACAAAUUUCUGGUGACAAAUACCAGGUGUUUGACUCUGCUCCGCGAGGACUUCUCCGGGUGGAGGAGCUGGAAGACCAAGGACAGAGCUUGGCCAAUGUCUUCAUCCUGAGGCUGCUGGAAAAUGCAGAUGAUCGUGAAGUCAGCUACAUGCUAAAGGCAUCAUCCCAAAGCGAAAUGAAGCGAUGGAUGAUCUUGCUGGCUCCAAAUCGGCGAACCAAGUUUGUUUCCUUUACAUCCAGGCUUAUGGAUUGCCCUCAAGUACAGUGUGUCCAUCCUUAUGUGGCUCAGCAGCCAGAUGAGCUGUCGCUGGAACUUGCUGAUGUACUGAACAUCCUGGAAAAGACAGAUGAUGGUUGGAUAUUCGGGGAGCGUUUGCAUGAUCAAGAGAGAGGUUGGUUCCCCAGCUCCAUGGGUGAAGAGAUCAUGAACCCCAAGAUUCGAUCUCAGAACUUAAAGGAGUGUUUCCGGGUGCACAAAUCAGAUGACAGUCAGCGGAGGAAGAUGGGCAGCAGGAAUAGACAAUGAUCACUGCAUACAGUUAUCCGUUGUUGUUCUUCAGAAGCAAUUAAUGGCAGAGGCUGAGACAAUGGGAGGUGGCAAAAAUAUCAGUUUUUCUCAAGCAAGUCCUCUCACCUCCAUACUAACUGGCUUCUUUGCACACUUGGCACACCAUGGAUAAUAUAUCUGAUGAUGGACUUGAAAAGAGGUUAAGCUGCUAUGUGCCUGUACAGAUCUAGGAGCUGUAAAAUGUAAUUUCCUACUGUACUGCAAAGAGUGUAAAUCUCUUAACUCUGCAUGGUGAGGAAACAGUGAAUGCUGAUCAUCUGGGAAAAGUAUGUCAAGGCCCAAGAGGCUAGCAGCUUGAUUCUAUAACAUUCCAUCAAAUGGCACGAGGUACAGUGUUUGAUUUUCCAGGGGCAACAUAGAUUUCAAGAGUUUAGGAGCAUACCACCUUUGAAAGUGUGUGUGGUUAAACUGUCAGCAUCCACAUCUCUGUACUCAGGAAGUUUCUCCUUGGAAGCUGAGUUUGGACUACCCACACAGGCACACUAACAGCUAUCUCUCAUAUGAACGCUUCAGUGGAACACAGGUAAAAAUAAAUUAUUCCAAAGCACAUUCUUCAGUGGUACAAAAUAUUUCAUAGAAUUCAUUCACCUGUACUCUUGGGCCACCCUGAAGGAAACUUUGAACUCCCAAUUUUUAGAAGGCAAUACGGAAGCAGAGAAGCUACAUAGUUUAAGACAGGAGUGGGAAACCUCUUUUAGCCCAAGGGUCACAUUGUUUCAUGAUCAGCCUUCUGGGGGCCAUGCAAUAGCUGCAGCUUACCUUUGAACAGGACACAACAUUUCAGCCAGGUGAAAGCCAGGGGUGCCUACACACACCGCUCUCCAUCCAGACAAGCAAGAGGCAUUAUCACAGUUCAAGAACACUUCCAGCCAGGCCAAAGAACUUGAGGGGGGCAUGGAGCAUUGCUGGUAAUGGUCAGGGUCUGGGGAAGAAGGGGUGCAUCCUGAGGAAAGUCCCAAGGGCAAGAUAGAGAGGUCGGGAGGUCCAUGUUUGGCCCCUGGGCCUGAGGUGCCCCAGCCCUAUCCUAAAUUAAGAGUAUCCGUUCUAGAGGAAGAACUCACAGCCCUAGUUCACUGCCUGGCACAUGCCUGUCAAAGUGCAAACUUGACUUUACCAUCAUACUGAACUAGACUAACUGCCUAUCAGUUCUGGUCCUGUAUGAGCAAGAAUUCUAUGCUAUAAUAACUAACAAUGCAGUCCUAUAGAUUUUUACUCAUAAGUAAGACCCAUUGAAUUCAGUGAGCUUUACUCCUAGGUAAGAGUGUAUAGCUUGCAGUCUAAUUGCAUAUACGUAUCACAACAAAGUUCUUUGAGAUUCCUAUUCUUGGCUAUCACAAACAAUGGAGAGAUAUUGUGAGAUGGUGGCAGAAUGGGUAGUUUAUACUUAGGAUUUCCUUGCCCCUAAAUGAACUCUAUACUGAAUUAUGUAGAGUAAGCAAAAACAUGGAAUAGUAUCCCAUAAGUAUGUCUCACUGCUUGGCUCUGUUGCACAUACUAAGGAAUUGCUCGUCUGUGGAAAAGGAAAAAAAACACCACUAAGAACAGUGAAGACAAUAUUGUUGACAGCCAACUCAUGAUAUUCUACAGAGACACUAAAUCUGGGGAGCUAGAGAAUUCAUUUAGGUCCAACAAAAUUCUGUAUUACAUCACUUUUCCCUGGUGUAAAUAUGGAUUCUGGACACAGUACUUUAAUAUUUCUGUCAAAUUCAGAGAGUUUUGAAUGGAAUGCAUUCUUGCCAAUACAAGUGGAUUACACUCUCAUAAUGAUUCAGUAGUCAUGCAAAGAGGAACAACAAAAAAGAUUUGAGGCAAAAGAUUGCACACUUUUGUACUAAAUGUCGUCUGCGAAAGUUUUACUAAAGCAAUAGGAAGACCUGUUGCACAUUAGCUGGGCAUUGAUUCUCAGCUAUGUACAUGAACUCUGUAUAAUACUUUCAAGCUGGUGUAUAUAGGAAAUUCUUAAAGAGCCAGAAGGAAUAACAACAUAUCUCCUCCUUUACUACAAAUGUUAUGAUCAGCAACAAGAUGCUUCUGGAAGGAAGAGAAGAUGAACAAUAGAGGGGAUUUGACUAAGGACAAUCAUCUAGUCAACCAUGAGACUGAGAUCAACAAAUUAAAGAUUGUAAAGCACUUUGCAUAUUAAAAGUGUUCUAUAAAUAAAAACUGAUAA
Rhineura floridana is the source of this 4909-nucleotide messenger RNA. RefSeq names its product neuronal guanine nucleotide exchange factor (gene NGEF). Lineage: Eukaryota; Metazoa; Chordata; Lepidosauria; Squamata; Rhineuridae. The record is from RefSeq and is a predicted model, not a curated record. Gene Ontology annotation, molecular function: guanyl-nucleotide exchange factor activity; protein binding. The transcript is spliced from 17 exons. Gene Ontology annotation, biological process: activation of GTPase activity. The coding region runs from base 352 to 2697 and encodes 781 amino acids.